AUGUAUAACCAUGUGCCUCCAAAUGGAAUGGCUCCACAACAACAACAGUCAUCCUCUUCCUCACAACCGCCAUCUUCAUCGAGUAUUACGCACAACCCUUCACUGGUACAUCAACGACUGUAUCCUGGAUACCCACCUCCCUCCUCGGAAAGUACUGCCCAUCUUCCUCCUCAUACUAGCUACUCGGUUCCACCACCCACAGCGAGCUACAACCAUAGCGGUAUCCAAUCUCUUCCUCCCUCAUCAACAACAACAAAUUCAGCCUCUCAUCAUGCACUAGUUCCUCCUGUACCAUACUAUCGUCAUCAUCAUGUCCAAACUUCUGGUAAUGUGCUCGGAACUCAUCCUCCUCCUCCUCCAGGUUAUCCCUCUCAUACUCUCCAUCCUGGAGCUCAAUAUUCAACAACACACCACUCUUCAAUGACUCUACAACAUGCCAAUCCACACAGUAUGGUACCAACAAGAUCUUCUCCCUCUUCUUCGGCAACAUCAGCAGAGGAGGAACGACCCAAUAGUAGCAAUAGAAUUUCCACACAAAAUUCUACAUUUUCACCAUGGUACUCAACUCCGAGUGGACAUCAUGGUCAUCCUCCUCCACCACCACUGUACACAUCUCAUCCUCAUUCGUUUCAUCCUCAUUCUGCCUCGUCAAAUUUAAUGGAGAAUGGUGGUUCCAUGAUUCCUCCUUCUUCACAACAUCACCAUCUUUUUAAAUCACAUCCGAGUCAACACAUGGGAGGAAAUGGUGUCAUGAAAUAUGGCACUAGUGGUGACCCAAAUCUGGGCAGGCCCUUUACCGAUUAUCAACAGGUUGUACAUAAUAACAGUCAUAUAAUGCCGUCUUCAUCAGGUAUUGACCCCUAUCAUUCAACAACAAUUCCUCCAUCAGCAAUGAAUGUUUGGCGAAAGCUCAUAACAGAAAUGGUCUUAAACUCUGGAUCUAAGAAACCAAAGAAUGAAUUACCCCUAGCAAGAAUUAAAAAGAUUAUGAAAUCAGAUGAAGAGGUUCGAACCAAAACCAUGAUAAGUGCUGAGGCACCAGUAUUAUUCGCUAAGGCUUGUGAAAUGUUCAUUAUUGAGCUCACUCUUCAUGCAUGGGUUCACACCGAAGAGGCCAAAAGAAGAACUCUUCAAAGAAAUGAUAUUGCUGCUGCCAUUGGAAAAACCGAUGUUUUUGAUUUCCUUAUUGACAUUGUUCCUAGAGAGACUGAAAAGGUGCAGCAUUCCUCUCACAAAGCAAAUGACGAUUCGUAUGCUCAUUCGGAGACAGCACGUCAUGCCAGAGCGUCACGAGGAAAAUCUACUAAUGAAACCAAUGCUGAAGAUGAAUUGACCAACGAAACGACGGACGGUGAAGAUGAAGUUUUCGGUGCCCAUAUGCUCAUUGACACUCAGUCCACCAAAGGAGACGCGCCCUCACCUCAAGGUCACCUCAAUGUUGCGACCUCAACAAGUGUCAGUGGUGGUCUAGAUGUCAUCAAACCUUUGGAUAGCACAACAUUGAAAGCACAGCAUGUUUCAGCCCUUUUGCAGCCUUCCCUUAUUCCAUCCACUAACAUUAACAACAGCAGUCACAACUUCAAUCCAUCAAUGUUGACUAGUACAGGCAGCACUUUUUCUCUUGCUUCGUCGUCAUCAUCAGCAGCAAAUAUGGGAGCAAGCCAUGUGCUUGGUAAUAGCAGUAACAACAACAACACAAACUUUCUUCAUGGGAACAACAAGUCAUCCCUCAACUCAAACACCAACACACAAACGAGUGAAACAAGCGAUUCUGCUUUGGCUUUUUCUUCUUAUGGACAACAUCAACCUCCACAACAAUCGCAUGGUGAUGAAAAUGCGCAAGUCGGUAGUGGUUUGCCGAGCGCUUUGAGCAUUUCUUCUUCCAUGGUUUCUUUUUCGUCUGUGGAUAGCACGAACGAGUCUGCCGCUUCCGAUCUGAAUCAGCAAAUUGAACCUGUGGAACAGGCAAAUGCCAAGAACAAUAGUGUUGGCACCACUGAAGAAACCAGAGCUGCACAACAUCAUUCAAUGUCACCAACCGAGCACGACUUUGAAAUUCAAGUGAAUCAAACAGAAGUGCCUGCUGUUCAAACCCCUGCUGACAACCAUCAGCAUUCAGAAACAUACUCAUUCCAAUUGUUCCAAUAA
Molecule: messenger RNA, 2148 nt
Organism: Naegleria lovaniensis
Lineage: Eukaryota; Heterolobosea; Eutetramitea; Acrasida; Naegleriidae
Exons: 1
Coding region: 1-2148 (715 amino acids)
Biological process (GO): regulation of DNA-templated transcription
Cellular component (GO): nucleus
Molecular function (GO): protein heterodimerization activity; DNA-binding transcription activator activity, RNA polymerase II-specific
Source: RefSeq, a predicted model, not a curated record